Peniophora sp. CBMAI 1063 is the source of this 993-nucleotide messenger RNA. The record is from the annotation of a GenBank genome assembly. NCBI's taxonomy places the organism in Eukaryota, Fungi, Basidiomycota, Agaricomycetes, Russulales, Peniophoraceae.
AUGAUUCAGAUCGACGUUUCUGAAUUAGCCGGCAUCGUUUGUGAGGGUAUCCUCUUCGGCAUCUUUCUGACGUUGAUUUCCGCGGCUUUCUGGAUUCUACUCGAGAAGAGGGGGCGAGGACAACGCAACUUGCCCUUCCUUGUGGCAGCUCUUGUGAUGUUCGGACUGUCCUUUGCUCAAAUCAUCGUCGAUACCGUCAACGUAUUUCGCGCCUUCAUUCCUUUGGAUCGCGCUCAGCGCAUACUCUUCCUCCUGAAUGUCACCGAACCCAUCUUUGCCGCGAAGCAUGCCAUAUACUUUACCAUGAUGCUGGUCGGAGAUGCCAUCGUGAUCUUCCGCGCAUACGUCGUAUGGGACCGUAACUAUUGGGUCAUCAUCGUCCCUGUGCUCUGCUGGAUUGGCUCGGGUGUGUCCGCCUAUCAGACUAUAUGGGCUGUCCGUCACAUUGCCUCUGCAUCCAUCGAGGGUGAGACCAAGUGGGGUCUGGCUGUUUUUGCCUUGAGUCUCUCGGCCAAUGGCAUUGCUACAGGUCUCAUCGCCUGGAGGAUCUGGAAGCAUGCUCGAACCAUGAGCAAGACCGUCCUAUCUUCCGGACCUCAGCUGGGACCCGUGGUCAGGAUUGUGCUCGAGAGCGGGGCUGUCAAUGCUGCCUACCUUCUUGCCUAUCUGAUUGUACUCCAGAGCGGCAGUCACGGGCUCGAAAUCAUGGCUAACAUAUCCACGCCGCUGAUUGGCAUCAUAUACUCGGUGGUCAUCAUCCGUGCCACACGCUCGUCCAGGCCGGCGAACACAUACUCCACUCAUUCCCAACCUUUGUCUUCGACGACUCCUUCAGGGGCCGUCUUUUCCGUCCAGCACUUCGAGUCCAUCACGCGUAACCGUGAGAAGUACGGUGGUCGCAGCGCCGGCAACGCCGCGUGUCGCCGCGUUCGCCAGCACCUUGAGCCCAACCUCUCAUUACCCCGCCUGACCAACACCGUACACGGCUCGUAG